AUUUUCUAGGUUGGUAAUGAUUAUGGGGCAUGAACUCGUAUAUUUUCUUGUCGAGUGCCUCGAUUUAUUCAUAUUGAAGAUUGUAUCAUUUCCAAUCCGCAAUGGAAUUGUCUACCUCAGAUCUUCGGCUUGCCAUAGAACGCAGCAAAAGUGUGGAAUAGAUUCUGGGUUGAGAGGCUACCCCAUAGUAUAGCUUUCAUACAUUACUCGCUAUUCAAUAGUCUUAACCAUUUACCUACUAGCUAUUAGCUAUUAGUUUGGCUUCUAUGAUAGCGUGCCCACCUCCCACUCAGCGUCAUUCGAAACAAGUUUUUCUUUCCUCCAUCAUUAAACCCCCAUCUCAAUUACAAUUAUCCUCCUUAAAAUCCAAAGCCAUGCAUUCUCCAUUGCCAACGAUCAAAAACUUCCUCCGUGCUGCCAAAAAUAUGGUAAAACGUAAAGGGAAAUCAAAAGCUUCGACUCGCGCUAGAACUGACUUGGCUAUUACGUCAGUACCGAUUCCGAUUCAAAAGGGUGGUGCGCCCACAUCUCCUUCUCUUUCCAUGGGUUCUAUGGUUACUUGUGCGAAAGGCUCGUGGUAUUCUGCACCAAGUGAUACAUACGAGAUAGUAGUUGGAUCACAGGAUGCAUUUCCUAGCGAGGAAGCACCCUGGGGUGAACAAUAUGGGGAAUAUCAUGAAUAUGAAGAAUACGAGGAAGAUGAGGAAGAUGAGGAACGUGAAGAAAAGGAACACGAGUAUUUUUGGGAAGAAUUGUGGGAACAUUUCCAUGCGGAAGGAGAUGUCAAGAACGAAUUGGACGCCGUUACGGCUGCGCUUCGUAUCGAUGGGCUUAUGUUAGCAGGCUGUACUAGCAUCGGUACAAAUGAUUCCGGGAUGGAUUUAUUCAAUCGUGAUAGAUUUAAGAGUCUCCCCUCAUUCCCUCUAUCUGAGCUAGAUGAAGAAGAGAUGGAAACAACGCAGUGGAACGUCGAUGUGCUCUUGGAAGAGCCACAGGAACAAGAAGUUGAAAGGACUUCGAUGAGUCUGAUGCAGACAAUUAGCAACACUUGGACUGAGGUUAAAAUGACCCUGCGCUCGAAAAUAUCUAUUCGAUCUUUGCAAUCAAAGGCUACUUGAGACUAUCGAUCUUGCUUGCGAGAUACGGAGCUCCUUGUAGCUGACAUUCCGGCAUCUUUACGUGAGCUAUUCCGAAGAUUUUCGCUAGACGCAAAGAUUUUAACAGAUCUCUCAUACUGGCAAGCAACGCAAGAGAUUUGUUAGUUUUGACGAUAUAGAAGUUCGAUUGGUACCUUGGAACUAGAAAAAGGUUGCCUAGAGUUUUACUCAACAUCUCAAGUCUCCGCUAUUUUAUCCAUAAAUCUACACCCAAACGCACUUCACGCUAUAUUCUCUCCCCUCAAAAACAGCAACUUCCAUCCGCGCAAUCGAAUAACACUCCCAGUCAAGUUCUAGAUAUUUACCACCGCGAGUUUUCGAUUCCAAUUCUUACCCUGGAAUCCCUCAAAUACAACGGGGUAACGUAUCGGCCCAAACAAGCCAGCACCAAAGACGAUAUUGUAUCCCACCCUGGCAUGGUUAUUUCCAUGAUGGAAGUGCAAUUUGUUAAGUAUAUUUAGGGGACUGGGAGAAUGGGAACAGCGGGGUAUUGAUGUAUGGUCUGCAAUGCUGCUCUAUUCUACGCCCACAGCCGCUCUACUACUAUUCACGGAAAAGCAUUCAUUGCAGCUACACAUGGAAUGAGAAGAUCGCUUAGAUUUGAUAUUGUCACGUUGAAGUCGGGAUCUCGCAAAAGGUGUGGUAGACGAGCUGAACAAAGAAUCUUGAGGUAUUUUAUUUGACAAAUUGAUUUCUGA
Sclerotinia trifoliorum is the source of this 1855-nucleotide messenger RNA. The record is from the annotation of a GenBank genome assembly. Lineage: Eukaryota; Fungi; Ascomycota; Leotiomycetes; Helotiales; Sclerotiniaceae.